AUGACAUCCUAUCUUCAGAAAGAAAGGUUCCCAGACCAGUGGAAGACCUCGCAAACCGUUCUUAUCCAUAAGAAAGGUGACCGAGAGGACCUUCGGAACUACCGCCCGAUAUGCUUGCUGAGCGUGUUAUACAAAGUAUUCACCAAGAUCAUCCUCACACGCAUAUCUAGGACGCUGGAUGAAGCCCAGCCUCAAGAACAAGCUGGAUUCCGCCAAGGGUUCAGCUGCUUGGACCACAUCCAGACCGUGUCGAGGGUCAUAGAGGUUUGCCGGGAAUACUGCCUGCCCCUUGUUCUAACCUUCGUCGACUAUGAGAAAGCCUUUGACAGCGUAGAAACGAAUGCAAUACUGUCAGCGCUGGUCGAUCAAGGUGUGGACGCGUCGUAUGUGAGGACAUUAGUCAAUUGCUACGAACGAUGCACGACUAGGAUACAGCUUUUCCACCGCCCUCUCACCAUACCCAUAGGAGAAGGGGCACGACAAGGCGAUACUAUAUCGCCGAAGCUGUUCACGGCUGCAUUGCAAUGGAUAAUGAAAUCACUAUCCUGGGAAGAAAGGGGCAUACGUGUUGAUGGAAGAUUUCUUUCGAACCUUCGUUUGGCGGACGAAUCUUUCUUUUUUCGGGCAGUACCAAUGAAGCAGAAAUGA
Messenger RNA from Necator americanus (New World hookworm), 648 nucleotides. RefSeq lists its product as uncharacterized. The coding region runs from base 1 to 648 and encodes 215 amino acids. The transcript has a single exon. Lineage: Eukaryota; Metazoa; Nematoda; Chromadorea; Rhabditida; Ancylostomatidae. The record is from RefSeq and is a predicted model, not a curated record.